AGUCUCUCCAUAUUUUUCUCUCCUCCCACUCCUCCUCGUUCCUCCAAUUAAAACUCCCAACGUUCCUCCUCCUGACAAAAAUAAAAAUCCCCAAAUUCUCUCUUCCAAGCUAUCAAAACCCACAGCCCUGACCGACACGAUUACCCCGGUUCGAUCUCAUCUCGGCAUCCCAUGAUGCCGGGGAGCGAAGAACGACAGCCGCUGCUGGUGCCUGGGCCGCCGCAGCAGCAGCAGCGUAUCCCCGACAAUGCCCUGUUCGGGAAGUACGAGCUCGGCAAGCUCCUCGGGUGCGGCGCCUUCGCCAAAGUCUACCACGCCCGCAACGUUCUCACUGGCCAGAGUGUCGCCGUGAAAGUCAUCAACAAGAAGAAGCUCACCGGCACCAACCUCAUGUCCAACAUCAAGCGCGAGAUCACCAUCAUGCGCCGGCUCCGCCACCCCAACAUCGUCAAGCUCUACGAGGUUCUCGCCUCCAAGACCAAGAUCUACUUCGUCGUGGAGUUCGUCAAAGGCGGUGAGCUUUUUGCCAAGGUGUCGAAGGGGCGGUUCUCGGAGAAUCUCAGCCGGAAAUACUUUCAGCAGCUCAUCUCCGCCGUCGGGUACUGCCACUCCCGCGGGAUCUACCACCGCGAUUUGAAACCCGAGAAUUUGUUGGUUGACGAGAACGGGAAUUUGAAGGUCUCUGAUUUCGGGCUCAGCGCCGUGGCCGACCAGAUCCGACCCGACGGGCUCCUCCACACGCUUUGCGGGACCCCUGCUUACGUGGCGCCGGAGAUUUUGACGAAGAAGGGAUACGACGGCGCGAAGGUGGAUGUGUGGUCGUGCGGUGUGAUACUGUACGUUUUGAACACCGGAUAUUUGCCGUUCAACGACCCCAAUCUGAUGGCGAUGUAUAAGAAGAUUUACAAGGGCGAGUUCCGGUGCCCGAAAUGGAUGUCGGCGGAUCUGAAGCGGUUUUUGGGUCGGCUCAUGGAUACCAACCCGGCGACCCGGAUUACGAUCGACGAGAUUUUGAAGGACCCGUGGUUCAGAAAAGGCGGGUACAAGGAGAUCAAAUUCUACGACGACGAUUGUUCGAUGGACGACGCCAAAAUCGGCGGCGAGGAGGAGCAGAAGGGCGUGACGAGCCUGAACGCGUUCGAUUUGAUUUCGUUCUCGGCCGGGUUGGACCUGUCCGGGUUGUUCGAGUCGUCGAGCAGCAGCCCUGCGGAGGACGGCGAGCGCUUUAUAUCGGAGGAGACGGUGGAGAAGGUGAUGGAGAGAGUGGCCGAGUUUGCCAAGACGGAGAAGUUGAGGGUGAGGAGGAAGAAGGAUUGGGGACUGGAGAUGGAAGGGCAGAAUGGAAAUUUAUCAAUUGCUGUGGAGGUUUACAGAUUGACGGAUAAUCUGGUGGUGGUGGAGGCCAAGAGGACGGGCGGAGACGCCGCCCCGUUCAAGGAGAUGUGGAAGAACAAGCUCAGGCCUUAUCUGAUCUGCCCAAAUGAUCAAAGCAUCUCAUCGUCCAUAUCAACUCCGUCGUCUUCUUCCUCCUCGCUCCCUUGCCCAGUCAACGAAUGCUGAUCGUGGGUGUCGAACGACAGGUCGUUUUCUGGAGUGGCAAUUAAAAUUAAUCCAGUAAUUAAUAAAAAAAAAAUGAAAAAAAAAAAAUUGGUGAUGGUUUUGUUGUGUUUGUACUGGGAAAUAAAUAAAAACACAGGAUUACAAGCCGAUUUUGUAAUCUGGGGUUAAUGCUGGGAUUAGUGAGAGGAUAUAUGUGUUAUGUACAGAUGAUGAUUUGUAGCCUUUGAUAGGCCUCAUCAACAGAGGAUGAAGGGUUAGAUUCAAAUCGAAUCAAAACCCUGACUCUUUUUGCAAUGCAUCUUGUAUAAUUGUAUUAAUUCAUUCUUUUUAUGAUUUCAAUUUCUGUGUUUGUA
This is a messenger RNA of Pyrus x bretschneideri (Chinese white pear), 1913 nucleotides long. Its product is annotated as CBL-interacting serine/threonine-protein kinase 11. Bases 172 to 1560 code for a protein of 462 amino acids. The transcript has a single exon. The record is from RefSeq and is a predicted model, not a curated record. Gene Ontology annotation, biological process: protein phosphorylation; signal transduction. Lineage: Eukaryota; Viridiplantae; Streptophyta; Magnoliopsida; Rosales; Rosaceae. Gene Ontology annotation, molecular function: protein kinase activity; ATP binding.